Molecule: messenger RNA, 2852 nt
Organism: Onychostoma macrolepis
Lineage: Eukaryota; Metazoa; Chordata; Actinopteri; Cypriniformes; Cyprinidae
Exons: 10
Coding region: 1-1716 (571 amino acids)
Source: RefSeq, a predicted model, not a curated record
AUGUGCUCAUCCAUGUUUGUAUGCUGCAGUUUUCUCACAGCAGGUCUUCAUGUCAGUCGCUGUGGUGUUGCCGAAUGGACGAGAGAUCCGGGACUGUUUGUAACAAGGCCCCGGAGUCCCGGAAAACCCAACGACUGCGUUUGGUUUCAGUCCUGCCCGCUUAACAUGACCUCUUUCACAGUGUCAGGACGGACCCAGCCCCCGAUUCAUAGCGAUGUUGAUUUCCUGCUUAAUGAGAUCAACACUGACUCACCAGGAGGAGCCGAGGACGAGGAGUUUAUAGAGUUAUGGCAUCCGUCUGGCUUCCGUAUGUCGCUGGAUUUCAUCUGGAUGGUGAUGAUCAAUGGACAGACUGGAAGGGUGUACUAUGAGCUGGAGCUGAAUGGAUAUUACACGGAUGAUGACGGAUACUUCCUGAUUGGCAGUUCGAAUGUCGGCCCUCACAUUAGAAUCCCAUCGAACACUAUUCAGAACGGACCAGACGCUAUAGUGUUAUAUCGCAGCAAGUCUCCGCCCUCUAAAGAGGGUCAGAAUAUUCCCAAAAGCGGUUUGCUGGAUGCGGUGGUUUACCGCACUCGUGGCUCUGAUAAAAAGGUUUCGGAGCUAACAGAAGCGCUGACACCAGGACAGCUCCCUCUGCUGGAGGACAUCAGUGCGCUACCCGCUGACGAGACCCUGAGUCGAUGUGGACCCGAGAGACUCAACCUCAAUGCUUUCAGGGUCACUUCUCCCACACCAAGGAAGCAGAAUAACUGUCCUCCCAAACCCACCAUACCUCUGCCUCCUGAGGGUCUCGUCAUCAAUGAAUGGGGCAAGACCUCGUUAAACCAGUCACAGGAGAGUUUAUUUGUGGAGCUGACUGGCCCACCGUCGACUCCACUGAAUGGACUUGUUUUGGUGUUUUUUGGGGAAGAUACUACAGAAUGGAGCGUCCCGCUCACUGGCAGCACAGGAAGUGAUGGACUCUAUCUGGUCGCCAAUGAUUCUCAAGCAGAUCAGGGUUUACCAACGCUGGGUCAUUUGGGUGCAGUGCUGUUGUGUUUUGAGCCGUCAGGAUCAGGGUUUUGUGGGAGCAACUCACAUCAUUUGGACUGUCUAGUUUUUUCCAAUGACCCAAAGUUACAGAGAUUUCUCCAGCACAACAUGACACACUUCGUGUACACACUCUUCAGUGUGGCUUCUUUAUCUCGAUGUGCAUCAGAAGGGCCCGUUCUCUGGAUCGCUUCCCAACCGACUCCACGCCUACCGAACCGCUGCCCGAGUCCCGCCUUCUCCAGCUCCGUGGAUCUGUGCCUGCAGCCGGACGAUAAUAACUGGCAGAGCGGAUCAGGAAAUUGUGCCCAGGAGGAGUUUGCUGUUUUAUUAGAGCGGUUGUGUAACUGUGGGAUCUCAAGCUUACAUGUUAAAGGUGUGAAUGUGUCCUGUGAGGCGGGUCGGUUGUACACACAGGGGUCUGUUCUUGCUGUUUCUGACCAACAGAUGAAGCGAAUCAAUGAGAUAGUGAGUGACAACAAGCUCUCAUGUUCAACUGAACAGGAGCGACUGGUUCAUGGAGCGGGGUCGUCGGUCGCUCUGCAGGUCGGGCUUGUGCUUGCGGCGCUCCUGCUGUUCGCAUUGGGUGCUGCUCUGUUUGUCUUCUUGUACAAAAAAAGGCGUCCUGCUGACUACCUCUCCAUGCAGCUGAGCGAACAGGCCGAGACGCCGCUCGAUCUCUAGUGUGUUUACAUGAGCGUGUGCGUGAGUGUGGAUGAAUUUAUGCAGGAUGAUGAGUGUUUGAGCGUUUGUUAGUUUUUAUAAAGAUAAAUGUGUUUUUACUAUAUAUGAAUGCAGGCUCACAGUUUUAUCAGAAACACUUUGGUUAUGCAAUGUUGAUAUUCCGAAGAUUUUAAGACAUCAGGAUGUUUGAUUUCUUUAGUGUUUUAUCAAAUGUUCCAAAAAUCAUUCUUUUAUUGUAUUUUUGUUUCAUAAUGUGACUUUGAAUUGAAUUGUCAUUAGUUAGCAGUAAAGACUGUAAAAACACAAUUAUAGUUAUUACUAAGUAGAAAUCAGCAAACAGAGCACGAGUUUUAAAAACAAGAUCAUUCCACCAUAAAGUUCAUGUUAGCAGUUUUAAAUCUUAGCAUAUUGAUACGUAGCUUUGUCAGUGUUUAUCAGCAUUUGAUUUGAAUCUUUCCUCCUUCGUGAGUCUUUCUGCAGGUGUUGUGUUUGUUUUAUGUGUUUACAGAUUUUCCUUUAUGCAUCUGCACAGUAUUAUCAGUUGUUCUCAGGGUUGUCAGAGCAGUGUUUGUGUGCAGUAAAGAGCUUCUGACCACAGAUGCAUUUCUGUGUGUAGAACCAGUGUGCCAUUAUGGUAAGACAGAGCAAAAAACAUUACUUAAAGUUCACUGUUCACUCAAUUCAUUUCCAUUCUCAAUUGUUAGUUGAUCUCAACGGCCUGUUAAUGAGAUAUUAGAGUGUUCUGUCACUUAAUUGUCGUUGUAGGACUGGCAGCGCUCAUGACACUGAAUCAGACAGUCAGCUCGGCUUUCUUAGGACGUAGAGCAGAAAGUCCCACACAGGAAAUAAAGGGUCAAGACGGCAAGGUAUAAUGCUGAUUACUGUUUUUGUCAGAGUAGAAGUGUAGAAUUGAAAUGUGUUCCAUUAUGUCCAUUUUGAAAGUUAGUUUUGCAAAACUAAAAUACAAUGCGCAAAUGUUGCAUUCUCACUGGUUCCUUAUAGGAUUUUUAAUGUAAUUGAUUAUUGAUUUAGUCUUUCAUCUUUGAUGUUGAUUACCAGUCUUGUGUACAUUUGGAAGAGGAAAUUUUCUGAAAGUAAUACAAUCACAAUAAAUGUUUCUAUUUGUUAAUAUUGAA